AUGGACCUCCUUCCACCUCUUGGAGAUUUCGGCAGGAACUAUAACUCUGCUAUAGCUAGUGUCGCUUUUGUUACCGCUGCCGCUGCCGCCAUACUAUGGAUGCUGUACCAUUUUGCAACACAAACCGAUAUCCCCAAGAUCAACGGCAUCCCCGAGAUUCCAGGCGCCCUCCCCAUCGUCGGGCAUCUCCUCCAACUCGGGGAAGACCACGCGACCGUUUGCGAAGUAAGUACUCCCUCCCCCCCCCCAUUCCAAAUCCAAAUCACACAUCUCAACUAACCCUCUCCUCUCUUUCCCCCAGAAAUGGUCUCUCGCCUACGCCCUCCCAACCUUCCAAAUCCGCCUGGGAAACACGCGCGCCGUCGUGGUGAAUUCCUUCCACGACUGCAAGCGCAUGCUGCUGGGCAACCAGAGCGCCGUCAUCGAUCGGCCGAAAUUGUAUACGUUUCAUGGCGUCAUCUCGUCCACGCAGGGGUUUACGAUCGGGAGUAGUCCGUGGGAUGAGAGUUGUAGGAAUAAGCGGAAAGCGGCCGGGCAGACGCUGGGGCGGGUGGCGAUGAGGGGGUAUGUGCCUAUGUUUGUGAGUAUUCGUUUUUCAUUCGCCCACCAAAAAGGGGAGAGAAAGAUGCUGCUCUUUUUUUUUUUUUUUGAGAUAAGAGCUUUUUGUAUUUUGACGUUUUUCUCUCUGGCAAUUUUUAGGAUCUGGAAACAUACUGUAUCGUGCGAGAUUUAUGGAAGGAUAGGUAAGAAAGACCCCUCUUCCCUCCCCCACACCAACCAAAUGCCUGCAGGUGCAGGACCUAUGUUAUCUCUCCUCCUCUUUGUUCUGACUCUUUUUCUUGGUCGACAUCUCUAGUCAGCAGCAGCAGCAGUCCCCCGCCUCUUCAGAAAGAGGCGAAACAACAACCUACCUCAGCAUCAGACCUUACCUCCAACGCUACGCCCUCAACACCACCCUGACGCUAUGCUAUGGAAUCCGAAUGUCCCACCUCUGGGACGGCAUGCUCCGGGAAGUCCUCGAAGUCGGCAGCGCGAUCAGUCUCCUGCGGAGUGCGUCGGAGAAUUAUCAGGAUUACAUCCCCAGUCAGUCAGCCUUUGUCCCAAAAGUGCUCUAGAGAAUAGUCUCACUGACAAGUCAAACUCCGGGGGUUUUUAAAGUCCUGAGAUACCUCCCCAACAACGAAAAGACCGCCCGGAGUAAAUCUCUGCGCGACAGGAGGGAUAAAUACCUCAACGAACUGCUAGAGCGCGUGCGCGUCAUGAUUCAACACGGAACGGACAGACCCUGCGUCUCGGCCGCGAUUCUCAAAGACGAAGAGACGAAACUCUCCGGCGUGGAAGUCUCCUCCAUCUGUCUCAGUCUCGUGAGCGGGGGGUUCGAGACGAUCCCGGGAACGCUGACCAGUUGUAUCGGAUCGCUGUCCACGCCUGAAGGACAAGUCUUCCAGGAUCGAGCAUACGAGGAUCUCGAGAGGUGGUAUCCGAACCUUGAAGAUGCGUGGACCAGGAGUCUGGAAGUCGAAGAGGUUCCUUAUAUCAAUGUUCGUGCUACCCUCUUUCUCUCCUCUCCCGCCCUCCAAACUUCUGGGCCUCCACUGACCUGUGGAAAAUCCGAACAGGCAAUCGUCAAAGAAGCCGGCCGCUACUACACCGUCUCCUCCAUGUCGCUGCCCCGAAAAGCAGCCACAGACAUCCCAUGGGACGGAGCCAUCAUCCCCAAAGGCACCAUGAUCCUCAUCAACGCCCAAGCCGCCAACCACGAGGUCGAACAUUUCGGUCCCGAUGCGCCCACUUUCAAUCCGGAGAGGUGGCUGCAGACGCUCGAACCCCCCGAAGAGCUUCCUGCCAGUGGAUUGCAGCACUUUUCAUUCGGUGCCGGCUCGAGGGCUUGUUCGGGCCAGUAUAUCGCGAGCAGGUAAGUGUGACAUAUCUGCUUGGAGGAAUGAUUCGCUGAUGACGUCCAAAGGCUUCUGUAUACUGCGUUGGUCAGACUGCUUAGUAGUUUCAAGAUUGUGGCAAGUGAGGAGGAACCGCCGAAUACAGACUACGUGGUAAGAAGCCAUUUCCAGGCGGUCAAGCUCAGUCGAAGAAGCUAGCGAGCUGAUUUCCCUUUCGCAGGACUACAACCAAUUCAAGUCAGCAUUGGUGGCAAUACCAAGGGAUUUCAAAGUGAAGUUGAUCCCAAGAGAUCCGGAUCGUUCAGAACGAUGCCUCAAGCUGGCCGAGGAGAGGACAAAGGAUGCGUACGCAUAA
Lecanosticta acicola is the source of this 2253-nucleotide messenger RNA. Lineage: Eukaryota; Fungi; Ascomycota; Dothideomycetes; Mycosphaerellales; Mycosphaerellaceae. The record is from the annotation of a GenBank genome assembly.